This is a messenger RNA of Sceloporus undulatus (fence lizard), 3514 nucleotides long. RefSeq names its product serine protease 53 (gene PRSS53). Gene Ontology annotation, biological process: proteolysis. The record is from RefSeq and is a predicted model, not a curated record. The transcript has 12 exons. Lineage: Eukaryota; Metazoa; Chordata; Lepidosauria; Squamata; Phrynosomatidae. Gene Ontology annotation, molecular function: serine-type endopeptidase activity.
AUGACUAACUGUACAUCUAACUUACACAUCCAGAAAAAUGCCACAUUGUGCAAGACCGAUGAGGUGUGGUAGGGCGGGGUGACCCAGGCUGUCUCCUCCUGCCACAGGCAUCGGAUGUCUAUAAAAUUCAAGUGCUGCAGGGAGCAGACAGUGACAAGAGGAGGAUCUGCAAGGAUGGCAGGACAGACAGGAAGACUUGUCAGCAUUGUGCUGCUGAUGCUACUGGUCCUCAUGGGCCUUCAUCAAAUAUCAUCUGCACCAGCAAUACCCUGUGGCCGUCAAAAGCUUGUUCCCCGGAUGGCAGGUGGGACAAAUGCGAAUCGUGGAGAAUGGCCAUGGCAAGCCAGUAUCCAGCACCGUGGGCAGCACAUCUGUGGCGGAACCCUCAUUAGCAAGGACUGGAUUGUGACAGCUGCUCAUUGCUUUUUUGAGGUUGGAUUACCAAUCUCCCCCACUGACUGGAAAGUGGUGCUGGGCCGACUGAAAUUGACAGGCAGGCAGACGAGGGGUUUGGAGAGCAACGUCAGCAAGAUCAUCCCCUAUGAGAACUACACUCACUUUGAGAAAGGCGAUGACAUUGCGCUUGUGCACCUGACUAACCCUGUGACCUACACCCGAGAUAUAUCACCCGUCUGUUUGCCUUACACAGAUCAUCGCUUUGCCUUUGGGACUCAGUGCUGGCUGAGUGGCUGGGGAGACAUUGCCAGUAAUGUCAGCCUUCCAGACCCCAUGAUCCUCCAAGAAAUGGCAGUGGACCUGCUGACCGCUGAUACCUGUAACUGUAUUUACAGCAACCUGAGGAAUCGGAGGAUUGUCAGCCCGGCUUUGCCUGGCAUGGUUUGCGCCAUGACUCCUGACAGGAUGAGAGGUCCUUGCAAGGGUGAUUCAGGUGGUCCUCUUGUUUGCUUGGAGAAUGGCCAUUGGUUCCAGGCAGGAAUUAUGAGUUUCUCCAUGGGCUGUGGCCAGUUCUAUGGUCCCACUCUCCUCACUGAAACAAAAUCCUAUGCCAGGUGGAUCCAGCAACAUGUCGAAGGAGCCUCCUUUGCAGAUCAGAUGACACCCCGGCCCAAUACCUCAGACAAAUACAAGUGCACAGGUUGUGGGGUGCUGCAAAAGGACACAACUGGCAGAGGACCCUGGCCCUGGUAUGUGAGCCUACGGUACGAGGGGCAGCACGUCUGUGGAGGUACCUUGAUUUCUGAGGACCGGAUUGUGACAGCUGCACAGUGUUUCAUUGGGCGUCAGGAAACCGAAGGCUGGGAGGUUCUACUGGGUGAACAACACUCAGGUGGGCAACAAAUCUGGCAGGAGAAGAGGACCCUCCAAAAUAUUGAACUCCAUGGUGCUUACAUUGAGGCAACAGAGGGCAACGACAUUGCAAUGGGCAGGCUGGCCCGUCCCGUGAACUUCACUAACAGCAUCCGGGCAAUUUGCAGCCCAUACGCCAAACACCAGUUCCCAUUGGGCUCCACCUGUUGGACUCGUGGAAGAAGGAUUGAGCUAGGUGCGAAAUGCCAGCAAGGGAAAGCCAGACUGAGUUCUCUGGGGGGUGUGGAGGUGAAACUCCUUGGUCCCAAGGCGUGUAACUGCGUUUACAACAAGAGCAGCGAAACUGGACAAGAGAUUUCCAUUACUCCUCAGAUGUUGUGUGCCACACCCUACAGACGGAAUAUGCGUUGUGAGGAAGGCAUUGGGGAGCCUCUGGUUUGCAACCACAAUGGAGUGUGGUUCUUGGCAGGCAUCUCCAGCUUCGGAAAGGGCUGUGGGACUGUCAUCCGCCCAGGGGUUUACACAGCAGUCAGCGCCUAUGAGGAAUGGAUCAUGCAACUUGCCUGGUCUGCUUACUAUGAUGUGCAAAAACCUCCGCUUCCAACGGUCAUCGAUGAAGACAGUUGUCUGCAUGUAUAACUUUGAGGAGACAGACAAAGGGACAACACUGGAUAUGGAAGAGACCAAUGCUGAUGGAAUCAAAAACUUGGUGAUAUUCUUUCUCCCUGUCUGGUUUCCUAUUUUAAAAAAACCUUUUAAGGAUAUCACUGCUGGUUUCCUGCAUGCAACUCAAUCUUGGGAGAUGGGCUAUUAAUGGAUCCCAACCUGACCCUUCUUCAUGAUGACUCAGAACAAAUCAAGAGGAUUCAGUUUGGACUUGCCAGGGUCACCUUUCAAGCAACACAAUGGUUCCUGUUGUCAGAAGAAGGAGGCCACUCUGACACUCAGCCACAGGGUGAUCCUUGGGGAAUUUUUUCAAUUCAACUCAUAGUAAGCGAUUGGACAAAUACAUAAUCAUUCUUAAGAGUGGAAAAGGACAUAGGUCCAGCCUAUAAUAAUAAUUAGGCUGUCUUGUUUUGUUCAUUUAAACAGCCCACAUGUGUUAAGAACUGUACAAUGCAAAUUCAUCUUCUUGUAGGUCAUUUGGAAGCACCGUAAUAAUUUAGGCCAAUUCUAAUCAAAGUCUACAUUGUUUAUCCUUAGCUAUGUUGCAGAGGCGCAACAUAACUAUUAGUGAAUUGUGAAGGGCACUGGCAAGAGCGCUCCAAUGAGCACUGGGCUCUUCUUAGUCAGUCUCCGACUACAUAGGGGGUGCCCUGAUGUGUGUGUGUGCCCAUUGAACACUGGGGCAUGUUGCAUCAGUAGCUAGCUAGCUACCAUUGCACAGUGGAUGGCUGCAUGUUGUACUAUCAUAGCAGCCCCUAGGUGAAUACAGAUGUUUUGAAAUUAUUCAGUUCUAUUUCUUGAAUACAUUUCUCCACAUACAAAGACAUUCUCUAUAUUGGUCAAAACAAAAAACAUACUGUAUAUACAGUAUAAUGGCAUUUAUAGUUUUCCUUCAUGAAGCUGAGUAUUUUGGUAUGUCAACAAAAGGCUUAAAUGCAAGCUUGGAAGCUGACUUGCCCAGGACUUCUUUGGUGGGCUCUAUAGCACAGGCAGAAUGUGAACUUCAGCUUUUCCAUUUUAGUCCAUGUUCCACUCUGCCUCUCCUUGAGUCUCACCAGGACGUUAUUACAAAGGAAUCUUAGCUCUUAAGUGCAAAAUGUGAAUGGGCAGGAACCUAGAAUCUUCUAGGCCUCCUCAGUUUAAGAGUGUCCAGGUUGAUUUCUAUUACUUUUAAAAUUGUAAAACUGACAUACUUGUGUGUAUUGUUCUUAUUAUGUGCUAUCAUGAUGGCCUGGACUUAUGGGGACCCUCUAAAUGAGACCUCCAAAAGACCAAGGUUGUGUGCAUGUAAUGACCUUAGCAUUUCAUUGUACAUAUUUGGAAAAAAAAACAACAAAUGUUCUCAUGGGAUCAGCCAAUGAUUUCUAUGCCUAAGCAGGUAAUACUGACAUUGCUAUUCAUGUGACUUGAAAUAUUUUGACUGGCAGGUGGAAGAGAAUUCUCUCUUUAGCACUGCUUAGAGACAAGUGCUGAAACCUUUUAUUGGAACAGGGAUUUUAUGAUCCAAUUUUUUAAAACCAUUCUUAAAUUAUUAUGUUUUAAAUGUUAAUACUAAUGUUUUAAAAUAUAUAUGUAUUUA